This is a messenger RNA of Pogona vitticeps (central bearded dragon), 2423 nucleotides long. RefSeq names its product leucine rich repeat containing 61 (gene LRRC61). The record is from RefSeq and is a predicted model, not a curated record. NCBI's taxonomy places the organism in Eukaryota, Metazoa, Chordata, Lepidosauria, Squamata, Agamidae. Gene Ontology annotation, biological process: outer dynein arm assembly. Gene Ontology annotation, molecular function: protein binding. Gene Ontology annotation, cellular component: cytoplasm.
GGGUGGGGUUUGCCCAUGGCCAGCCUUUCCUUAAUCAUUGGGUGGGCGAGAAUCAUCUGAGAACUGCAGAGCUGGAAAGGGAUCCAUCCUGUGGGGCAUCUGGUCCAGACCCUGUCAAGGCAGCACCGAGGGGGAAUCGAACUCCCAAGGUCUGGCUCCGCAGCCAGAGGCCUCAGCGCUGAGCCUCAGAGUUCCUGUUAGAGCCACCAUCACUUAUAAAUCGCCUUGCCAGCACAGGGCGGCAGCAAAGGAGCUGGGAAGGAUGGCUGGGAGGGGUCCCAGCUCUGCACAGAACGAAGAGAUGUUCCUGAGUUAAGGGGAGAGCAUCAGCCCCUGUCUGAGAUAUUGAUAUAGAUAUAUAUACUGUAUAUAUAAGUCCAGACCUGUUGUUACUCUUGGUCUCCAUGAUUCAGAGAUGCCAGUGAUGAUCACCCUUUAGCAACAUUGUGCACAAAGCCCGUGUUGCAAGUUAGGAACACAGCGGCACUUUCUCUCUUGCAAACGGAGCUGUAACAAAAAGCGCCCUUCGGGAUCUCCGUCUGGAGCAGAAGCAGCGGCAGGCGCCCACGGAGAGAUAAGGGACCGUUCCUAACACAUUGUCCACUCCUGGCCAGCGGCCACGUGGGCCGUGACAUGAACACGGCGUUUGGGUUUGGGGGCACUUCAGACCGCCUCGGAGAGGAGCCUGCCUUUUUGGCAGUGCGGCGGCCUCCCCCAGCAUGGAGCCCCGGACGGAGAAGGGUGAGGAGGCGGAGAGCGUGAAGAUCACGUCCCAGCUGCUGAAGGCCAAGACGGGGGAGUUCGAUCUGGAAUCCAUCCUGCUGCUGAAGCUGCGCGGCCUGGGCAUCGUGGACCUGGGCUGCCUGGGCGAGUGCGCCAGCCUGGAGUGGCUGGACCUGUCCGGCAACGCCAUCACCCACCUGGGGCCCCUCGCCUCGCUCAAGGCCUUGGCCGUCCUGAACGUCUCCUCCAACCGGAUCGCCAGCCUGGAGCCUCUGGCCGGCUGCGAGAACCUGCAGAGCCUCAAUGCCGCCGGCAACGCCCUGAGCAGCCUCCAGCAGCUGCAGUGCCUGACGGGGCUGCGCCAGCUGGAGAGCCUGCGCUUCCGCAACCCUGUGGGCCGCCUCAGCAACCCCUUCUGCGCCUCGCCGGGCUACCGCGCCGCCAUCGCCGAGAUGUUCCCGGCGGUCAAAGUGAUUGACGGCGAGAGGGUCUCGGGGCAGGGCAGCGAACUCUACCACCUCUGCCAGGACCUGGACGACUCCCUCAAGGGCUCCCAGGGGGCCGGUGGGGCAGGGGCCACCGCGCUGGCCGGCCCAAGCAAGCCCUGGGUGGAGGAGGGCUACUGGGCCGGCCGGCCGGCCAGGAGGAGCUCCAUCGUGGAAGAAGCCUACAAGCAGUUCAACGAAGUCCUGCAGGAGUGCCGGGAACUGAGCAAGCGAGCCGAGGACACCAUCUCCCAGGCCGAGCGGACCCUGAACAUCCGGCCGGACUCCAGCUCCUCCUAUCUGUUUUGAACAGCCCUGAGGGCCCCGAUUCCUUCCCUUGGCGUCCGUUUGUCCACUCCUGUCCUUCACGAGACAGUUGGCCUUGGAGCCGGAGAACCUCCUGCUUGACCCAGGGUCCCCGUUGGGAGCUGGCUGGCCGUGUGUGUGUGUGUGUCUGUCUGUCUCCAAGGCCCUUUUGCAGAAGGCUUCACCCCUUCCCUGCACCUCGUCAAGGCUGUCCCACUAAUGAGCAGCCCUCUCUGGUCAUUAAGGUCCUCUGCUGUCUGUCUGUCAGUCGGAGAGGAGCCUUUGGUCAAGGGAAUCUGGGGUCAAGCGUUAAGCCAAGAGGGUUUUCUACGCAGGCAGCAGGACCCCUGGUUUGGUCGUCAGGACUCAGCUCAGCCCCCCUCCCAGAGCUUCCAUGUUACACCUGUGCCACCUUUGAAGCUGGCUUGUAAAAAUGAGUCAGAGGGGGGUCCGGAUGUUCCUUGCCCACCUCCCCGUUUCAAUGCCUGGGAACACUAGAGCUUGCGUUCUGGGGAACCGUCACAGCAAUCCCGAGGACCCAUUUGCCACCCUGCUCUGUGGUAGCUCUGGAACAGGGAGAGGGAGAGGCUUCCCGGCUCUCUGGUUGCGGGGGGGGGGGCAAGGAGGGGAUGUGCCUCAAGGGGGCUUCGUUUCUCCCAUGGGGGGUGUAGAGUGGGAGGUCAACUGUAGUGCAAGCUGCUGAGGAGAUGGGUGGGAUUCACCUCAAGCCCUGGAAGAGAGGACGGUCAAACAGCAAAGACUGCCUGGAAUCAGAGGUCAGGGCUGAACCAAGGCUGGGCUCUGGACCCUGUCGUCUAUCUGUCCCUUUCUCUCUCUGGCCGCCCGCUGUGUUGAAGCAGUGUGGGGCAACUGUACAGGUCUGGCCUGUGAAAUAAACCUGGUGUUUCC